Suricata suricatta (meerkat) is the source of this 2119-nucleotide messenger RNA. It is a transcript of the gene ZCCHC4, whose product is annotated as zinc finger CCHC-type containing 4. The record is from RefSeq and is a predicted model, not a curated record. NCBI's taxonomy places the organism in Eukaryota, Metazoa, Chordata, Mammalia, Carnivora, Herpestidae. Bases 13 to 1554 code for a protein of 513 amino acids. Gene Ontology annotation, biological process: rRNA methylation. Gene Ontology annotation, cellular component: cytoplasm; nucleolus. Gene Ontology annotation, molecular function: rRNA (adenine-N6-)-methyltransferase activity; nucleic acid binding; zinc ion binding. The transcript has 13 exons.
GGUGGCGGGAAGAUGGCGGCCCCCAGGGACUGUCUGGGAGCAGUGGAGGAAGAGGGGAACUCCGGUCGUCCGGGGAGCUCGGGAGUGGAGGUGGUUUUUCCUUCCGAUCCUGCCACACCUGCCCCGCUGUGCCCUCACGGACCCACUCUUCUGUUUGUAAAGGUGAACCAAGGGAAAGAAGAAACUCGGAGGUUUUAUGCCUGCUCAGCCUGUAGAGAUAGAAAAGACUGUAAUUUUUUUCAAUGGGAAGAUGAAAAGUUGUCAGAAGCUAGACUUGCUGCCCGAGAAGCUCAUAACCAAAGGUGUCAGCCUCCUCUCUCCAGAACGCAGUGUGCGGAAAGGUUCCUGAAGUUUAUUGAGUUGCCAUUGCCUCUGAGAAAGUUCUGUCAAAGAUGCCAGCAGCUGCUGCUGCCGGAGGACUGGGAGAGGCACCGGGAGCACCGGGUGGUGGGCGACAUCUCCGCUGGCCAGCUCAGGAGGCCCAGCCAGCUCCUCUAUCCGCUGGAGAACAAGAAGACCAACGCUCAGUAUCUGUUUGCUGAGCGCACCUGCCGCUUCCUGGUCGGCCUGCUUUCCGCCCUCGGCUUCACAAGGGUCCUGUGCGUAGGAACACCGAGGUUGCAUGAGCUGAUCAGGUUGAAAGCAUUGGAUGACAAGAAGUUUAACAUUAAAAGCCUUUUAUUGGAUAUUGAUUUUCGAUAUUCACAGUUUUAUAUGGAAGAUAGCUUUUGCCAUUAUAACAUGUUCAACCAUCACUUCUUUGAUGGGAAGGCUGCCCUUGAAGUAUGCAGAACAUUUUUACAGGAAGAUAAAGGUGAGGGAGUCAUUAUGGUGACAGACCCUCCUUUUGGUGGCUUGGUUGAACCUCUGGCUGUUACAUUCAAAAAGUUAAUUGCUAUGUGGAAAGAAGGUCAAAGCCAAGAUAGCAGUCACAAAGAACUACCUAUAUUCUGGAUUUUUCCCUAUUUUUUUGAAUCCCGAAUUCUUCAGUUUUUUCCAAGCUUCUGCAUGCUGGAUUACCAGGUAGAUUAUGAUAAUCAUGCACUUUAUAAACAUGGAAAGACAGGUCGAAAACAGUCUCCUGUGCGUAUUUUCACCAAUGUUCCACCCAACAAAAUAGUCCUUCCUAGUGAAGAAGGGUACAGAUUUUGCCUUUUAUGUCAACGAUAUGUUUCCCUUGAGAAUCAACACUGUGAGCACUGCGAUUCUUGCACAUCCAAGGAUGGCAGGAAAUGGAGCCAUUGCUUUCCCUGUAAAAAGUGUGUAAAACCUUCCUGGACCCACUGUAGCACAUGCGGGCGCUGUGCUCUUCCAGACCAUUCCUGCGGGGCCCCCAAAGAUGGCUGCUUUGUUUGUGGUGAAUCAGACCAUAAGCGUAGUUCUUGUCCUAAGAUCGCUGCAUCUAAGAAAGUGAACAAGGCUGUCAGAAAGCAGAAGCAAAGAAAAAGUAAUAAGAUGAAAAUGGAGGCCACUGAAGAACAAUCCAUGAAUCACACAUCUGUUACAAGGAGGAAGAAAAGGAGAGAAAGAGCCCAUCAAUAUCUCUGCUCUUAAAUGUCCAGUGACUUGAGAAUAAGAAAGAUUUAUAGUCCAACCUUUGAUGCCAUUUUCUGAAAGUGCCGCACUGGACUCAAAUUCUGUCGCUCUCAGAGGCGUGCGCCUUUCUAAGCCAGAAAAUAGGCAGCUGGUAUUUGCUGGUUUAUGGACCCCUCAGCAGCCUCUCUGGAGACCUGGGGAGUUGUUCCUUGCUUAGCUGGUUUACCAGCCCUCUCCGCGUGCCUGUCUUCACUCUUUAAAUCCCUCCCAGCCAUAUUGUUUUGGCCUGUUUUGAACAAUGGGCAUACAGCGUUCUUUUGCAGAGUGUCAGGAGAGGAAUGAAAGAGGAGACUUGAGGUCUUGUUUACAGUGAACACGAAUGUGUUAAAUUAGACACCACAGAAAUGUUGUAAGUCAAACAUCAAAAAUUGUGGGAUGGCUUAACCCCCACUUGCAAAGAGCAGUACAAUGAACGAUUAUUUUUGGACAAACACUGAAGAUGAUGGAAAGGAUUUUGAUGAAGGUAGUCUAAAGAUAGCGAGUAUAAUUACAGUUUUAUGAUUAAAUAUGGGUUUUUCAAGUA